Puma concolor (puma) is the source of this 1278-nucleotide messenger RNA. Lineage: Eukaryota; Metazoa; Chordata; Mammalia; Carnivora; Felidae. The record is from RefSeq and is a predicted model, not a curated record.
AUGCCUUAUGUGGAUCGACAGAACCGAAUCUGUGGGUUUCUGGACAUCGAGGAGAAUGAGAACAGCGGCAAGUUUCUGCGGAGGUACUUUAUUCUGGACACCCAGGCCAACUGCCUUCUCUGGUACAUGGACAACCCCCAGAACCUGGCAAUUGGGGCAGGAGCUGUUGGAUCUUUGCAGCUGACCUACAUCUCGAAGGUGAGCGUAGCUACACCAAAGCAGAAACCAAAAACUCCAUUUUGCUUCGUCAUCAAUGCCCUCUCUCAGAGGUAUUUCCUUCAAGCUAAUGACCAGAAAGAUCUGAAGGACUGGGUUGAAGCCUUGAACCAAGCCAGCAAAAUCACCGUGCCAAAAGUUGGGAGCCUGCCCCUGACUACCGAGGUUCUGAAAAGCCUAGCAGCUCCUCCAGCCCUAGAGAAGAAGCCGCAGGUGGCCUACAAGACCGAGAUCAUCGGAGGGGUGGUGGUACACACGCCUAUCAACCAGAAUGGUGGGGAUGGGCAGGAAGGGAGUGAACCUGGGUCCCACGCCAUCCUUCGAAGGUCUCAGAGUUACAUCCCUACGACAGGCAGCCAUGUUCCAUCUGGGCCCCACUUCAUUAAGAGCGGCUACUGCGUGAAGCAAGGGAAUGUGCGGAAGAGCUGGAAACGUCGCUUCUUUGCACUUGAUGACUUUACUCUCUGCUACUUCAAGUGUGAACAGGACCGAGAACCACUGCGCACUAUAUUUCUCAAGGAUGUUCUUAAGACCCAUGAGUGUCUGGUCAAAUCUGGUGAUCUCUUAAUGAGGGACAACCUGUUUGAAAUCAUAACAAGCUCCAGGACCUUCUACAUACAGGCGGACAGUCCAGAAGACAUGCACAGCUGGAUUAAGGAGAUCAGGGCAGCUGUCCAGGCCCUCAAAUGCCACCCCAGAGAUAUGUCCUUUUCUAGAUCCAUCUCUUUGACUCGCUCUGGAAGCUCCAGCCUGUCAGGUGGGCCCAACUCUGCCUUGUGCAGGGGGCGGCCAGCUGUGGAAGAGAAAAAAGCCCUCUGCAAAGCCCCCUCUGUGGCUUCCUCCUGGCAACCCUGGACACCUGUCCCCCAGGCCGGGGACAAGCUGCUUCCAGCUGAAGAGACUCCUGGGGACUCCUUGUUCAUGCCUCGACCUGGGGAGAGCAGUACUUCUGGGGUGUUGCCCAGCUCCCGGAUAAGGCACAGAUCAGAGCCCCAGCACCCCAAGGAGAAGCCAUUUCUGUUCAGCCUUGAUGAUGAGAGCAUACGAACUUCUGAUGUGUGA